Molecule: messenger RNA, 2787 nt
Organism: Zingiber officinale
Lineage: Eukaryota; Viridiplantae; Streptophyta; Magnoliopsida; Zingiberales; Zingiberaceae
Product: protein TRANSPARENT TESTA 9-like
Exons: 22
Coding region: 162-2681 (839 amino acids)
Biological process (GO): endosome to lysosome transport; regulation of autophagosome maturation; endosomal transport
Cellular component (GO): endolysosome membrane; late endosome
Source: RefSeq, a predicted model, not a curated record
CUGACCCUCGUCUUCCCCGCGACCGCAACGCCGAAACCGAGGAGGAGGAGGAGUAGGAGGAGGAGCUACGAGACCGACACGCCAAGCAAAGAGUUCCUUCUCCGUCCGAACUGUGGUUGGAAGCUAGGAGUGUGGCUUCGCGCAGCCUCUUCGGAUCCCGAAUGGCGCUCACCACGACGAGUUGGUUCCCGUUCUGGCGACCAAGGAAUCGCUUCUCCCUGGAAGAGCUUAGAUACCUUACCGAAGAGCUGCAAAAGAUUGAAAUUGUGAAUGAUAUCAAUGAGGACUUAGUAAUUGAAAUGCUGAGAUCAAUUGCCGAACUGAUGACAUAUGGUGGCCAACACGAUCCUUCCUAUUUUGAGUUCUUCAUGGAGAAGCAGAUUAUUUCUGAAUUUGUAAGAAUCUUAAGGAUUAGUAAGCCGACGAAUGUUUCGUUGCAGUUGCUGCAGACAAUGAGCAUCAUGAUCGAGAAUUUAGCAGACAAAAAUUCAAUUUACUACUUAUUCAGUAAUGGACACAUUAAUCAGCUCAUUACAUAUUCCUAUGACUUUCAAAAUGAAGAGAUUUUGCCAUAUUAUAUAUCCUUCUUAAGGGCAAUCAGUAGAAAGCUGAACAAGAAUACAAUCUCACUGCUUGUGAAGACUGAGAAGGAGGAAGUAGUUUCCUUUCCACUAUACUUUCAAGCAAUACAGUUUGCUUUCCAUGAAGACAAUAUGGUCCGAGUUGCAGUCCGCGCUCUAACGCUCAAUGUCUACAAUGUUGGGGAUGAACAGGUGAACAAAUAUGUAAAAUGCACCCCACAAUCUGAUUAUUUUUCAAAUAUAAUUAGAGAUUUUUAUAAGCGAUGCAUCUACCUAGACAAAUUGAUAGCUCAAAGUGCUAGGAAACUAGAUGCAUCUGUCUCAGAUUCUUCAAUUCGCUGUGCUAUAAAUGAAAUUGAAGAUAUUUUGUAUUACUUGAGUGAUAUUCUAUCUGUUGGUGUUCCUGGCCUUGGAAGAUUGCUUACUGACUACAUAUUAGAACUUAUAGUUUUUGUAUUGCUUCUGCCUUCACUGAAGAAGCAAAGUUGCGGAACACAAGUAGGCAUCACGACCUCCUUGCAUCUACUCUGCAGUGUGCUAAACAUUUACAAUAGCAAGGAUUUGGUUAAUAUUAUUGCUGCAGCUCUUCUCUGUUCAUCAGAGUUUUUUUCUCCAAGAUCUAAAGCCACAACAUAUGGCUAUGUGAAUGUCUCUCCCCAGGAUUUUUCUUUAUCUGAUUUUUCCACUCAAGAAAAUAUUAAAGACAAAAAAUCUCCUAUGUCUCAUUCAAAUCCUGUUUCUUUGCAAAAUGAAAAUUGUGGCCUGCAUAUUACUUUGAGAGAGUUAUUGCUAGCAUAUAUCAUUGGUGGGGAUGAGUUACAAAUUAUGGGUUCCUUGAGUUUGCUUGCUACAUUGCUACAAACAAAUGAUCUGGAUGAAUCAGUGUUAGCUGGUCUUGGGAUUCUUUCACAAAGAAAGCAACAUAAGGACCUGUUUCUUCAAGCUUUGGCGGGUGAAGAAACCAGCGAGGAAAAGCUAAUUUCUAAGGUUAGAAUGUCAAAGGAUAAUAUAAGCACUGAACUUAGUGGAUACCUGCAAAAGCUCGAGGUCUUUGAGAAGAGCAUCUUGAACCAUCAGGAUGAAGAUAAAUAUGGUUGUCAUCCCAAAAGUGAAAUAAAUUCAAAAAUACAUACAUAUCAGGUGUUCAAUGCAUUGCUACAUCUUCUCUGCAGGACCAACACAUCUGCAGAUAUAUUAUGGCUUGGUGGUUGGGUUAUGAAACAGCUCCUUCCUUAUCAUGAGGAAGAUUGUUCCCCACUUGAUCUUCAACAACUAGAGGACUCACACAAGUUGUCUGCUGGCAACCUCUUGGAGGAAAUCAAUGGAUAUUGGUGUGAUGUCCUGAUACCUCUUCUUAAAGACAAAUGGAAUAUCUGCAAGAAAGUGAUUGAGGCUUCAUCACCUGCAAAAGAUUCCAAGUCCAUUUUAUUUCCCUCUCAUGCAUUCUCUUCUGGAGGUGAAUCCUCUUUUGCUGCUGCAGGAAAAAUGUGUGAGACGAUCAAGGUUUUUGUUCUUCAGCGCCAACUACUUUUGGCAUUAGGAGUAAACUUACCUGAUCUACCGUAUCUUUAUACUCCAGUCAAUUCUCCUGUUGCCUCCAGAACUAAAACCUCCAUCUUGGAUGCUACUAUGCCAAAACCUGGUUCUAAAAUUAGCUUAGACAAUGCAAUACCUUGUAGAAUAUCAUUUGAAGUCGGCAAGGAAAACAAUUACAGUUUUUUAGCAAUAUCUAGAGGCACAUCUGGGUGGGUCAUUCUAGCUGAAGAACUGCUGCAAGAGCAGCAACACGGAGUCGUUUUCGCCAUCGCACCAUUGGCUGCUUCUAAUCCAUUCAUAGAUGAAAAGCAACCCACUUGGUUGCAUUUACGCAUUCGCCCAUCGACUUUUCCGUUCAUUGAUCCCUCCAAGUUCGAUAUGUUCUACGAAGCGAAGGACUUCAGUGAUGGGCGAUGGACAUUAGCUUUCCGGGAUGAGCAAGCUUGCAAAGCGGCCGAGUCUGCACUAAUUGAAGAGCUCAACAUGCAACGCAAUGAGGUGGAACAAAGAUUAAAGCCUUUGCUUCAACUUGAACUUUGUACCCUUCAUAAGACUAAUGCUUGAUUGUUCUUUUCCUUUGUUAUUGCUUUCAAAGUUGGGUGUCUGUAAUUGUGUAGAUUUGGUUCUCGAUUUUUCUUUUAUAAGCAAAAAAUAUAUAUAUUAAAAGAAA